Messenger RNA from Knipowitschia caucasica, 297 nucleotides. The record is from the annotation of a GenBank genome assembly. NCBI's taxonomy places the organism in Eukaryota, Metazoa, Chordata, Actinopteri, Gobiiformes, Gobiidae.
AUGUCGGCAUCGUCUGUACCAGGUAAAGGCCGGACAUUGCAGCGGAGUUAUUUUUGCGCGCUGGGACGUGAGCGCUCGCAUCACGAUCAACCAGCCGCUACGGCAGAGUUAUCUUUGCGCGCUGGGAACGUGAGCGCUCGCAUCACGUUCCGUCGGACGCUGCGGCAGCGGAGAGUGUUUGAGAAAGUGGAGAAAGCCGAAGAGGACCAGCGCCCCAGCUGUUGCAGAGAGGUGUGGGGGAGCCCCAGCGAGGCCGCGCGCGUGGCAGCGCCUAUCCUGAAGGAGUGGGCUGUGUAG